Molecule: messenger RNA, 2874 nt
Organism: Athene cunicularia (burrowing owl)
Lineage: Eukaryota; Metazoa; Chordata; Aves; Strigiformes; Strigidae
Gene: CHSY3
Product: chondroitin sulfate synthase 3
Exons: 3
Coding region: 1-1974 (657 amino acids)
Cellular component (GO): Golgi cisterna membrane
Molecular function (GO): glucuronosyl-N-acetylgalactosaminyl-proteoglycan 4-beta-N-acetylgalactosaminyltransferase activity
Source: RefSeq, a predicted model, not a curated record
AUGGGUCGCCGACGCUCGCGACGAGACGCUAAGGAGACGCGGCCUCCGAAGGCCACUUGGAAGGCUGUUUGUUCUCCUUUGCAGCGUGUCCCUGGAAAGUCCUCGCCCUAUUUCCGUGCGAGUUGUGAAAAAUUGGAGGAGUUUCUUCGCUCACUGAACAGCAGUAAACCUCUGUAUUUGGGACAAACUGGUCUGGGUAAUAUUGAAGAACUUGGAAAACUUGGGCUGGAGCCUGGAGAGAAUUUCUGUAUGGGAGGACCGGGAAUGAUCUUCAGCCGGGAAGUUCUCAGGAGAAUGGUGCCACAUAUAGGUGAAUGCCUUCAAGAAAUGUACACCACUCAUGAGGACGUGGAGGUGGGUAGGUGUGUCCGAAGGUUUGGAGGAACUCAGUGUGUUUGGUCUUAUGAGAUGCAGCAGUUGUUCCAUGAAAACUAUGAACACAACCGCAAGGGUUACAUUCAAGAUCUUCACAACAGCAAGAUUCACACAGCUAUAACACUUCAUCCAAACAAAAGACCGGCCUACCAAUACAGGCUUCACAAUUACAUACUGAGUCGCAAAAUUUCUGAACUGCGCUAUCGAACCAUCCAGCUCCAUAGAGAAAGUGCCCUGAUGAGCAAGCUCAGUAACAGUGAAGUAAAUAAGGAAGAUCAGCAACUGGGAGUGAUGCCAUCUUUCAGUCAUUUACAGCCCCGUGAAAGGGAUGAAGUCAUCGAGUGGGAGUUCCUGACAGGAAAAUUUCUAUUCUCCAUGAUGGAGAACCAGCCACCCCGUCAGAGCCUGAGCAGUGUCCUGCGGGCUGCACUGGAUGACACUGUGAUGCAAGUCAUGGAAAUGAUAAAUGAGAACUCUAGAUCUAGAGGAAGGCUCAUUGAUUUCAAGGAAAUACAGUAUGGCUACCGCAGGGUGGAUCCUCUGCAUGGAGUGGAGUACAUCCUGGAUUUACUGCUUUUGUACAAAAGGCACAAAGGAAGAAAAGUUACAGUUCCAGUGAGACGUCAUGCUUACCUUCAACAGUUGUUUAGCAAACCUUUCUUCAAAGAAGCAGAGGAGCUGGAUAUAAGAAGUCUGUUGGAGAAUACCCACACUGAUGCUCAAUCUUUCUCUUUUGUUUCAAAUACCUUAAAGAUUUUUUCUUCUUCGUUCCAAGGCACCAAAGACAUAGGGGGACGCAGUGACAAGAAAAUACAUAUUCUUGUCCCUCUCACAGGAAGAUUUGACAUUUUCUCAAGAUUUAUGGAUAACUUUGAGAAGACUUGUCUGAUUCCCAAGCAGAAUGUAAAGUUGGCAAUAAUUCUUUUCAGUUCUGAGUUGGGCCAAGAUGCCAGCAAACACAUAGAACUGAUGAAAGAAUACAGCAUUAAGUAUCCUAAGGCAGAUAUGGCCCUGAUUCCAAUGGCAGGAAAGUUUUCUAGAGGUUUAGGUCUUGAAAUGGCCUCAUCUCGAUUUGACAAUGGCACUUUGCUGCUGUUUUGUGAUGUUGAUCUGGUAUUCACAUCAGACUUCCUUCAGCGGUGCAGAGAUAACACUAUUCAGGGAGAACAGGUUUACUACCCUAUCAUCUUUAGCCAGUAUGAUCCAAAAAUAAUAUAUGGAGGCGACCCUCCAGCUAACAGUAGUUUUGUUUUCACAAAAAGAACUGGCUUUUGGAGGGAAUAUGGAUUUGGAAUUACCUGUAUUUACAAAAGUGAUCUACUUACUGCUGGUGGAUUUGAUACCUCAAUUCAAGGCUGGGGACUUGAGGAUGUAGAUCUCUUUACUAAAGUGAUAACAUCUGGCUUGAAGGCUUUCAGAAGUCAAGAAGUAGGAGUUGUCCAUAUUUUUCAUCCAGUUCAGUGUGACCCCAGUUUAGAUCCGAAACAAUAUAAAAUGUGCUUAGGGUCCAAAGCAAGUACGUUUGCCUCUACCAUGCAGCUCGCUGAACUCUGGCUACAGAAACAUUUGGGUGUCAGGUACAAUCGAACUCUCUCCUGACAUCUCAGCCUAUUUGGCCUUGUUAGAGGAGUUUACCUCAUUAUUGUUAUUAUUAUUUGAUUUUGCUGUCAUAGUUUUAAACUCCCUCCACGUUGUCUUCCAAAGACUGUUGACCUCAAAUGGGAUGAGUCUGCUGUUCACUGAUGUUUCUUAUACCUACUGAACUGGUAAGGUGAAUUCCUUCAUAUUGCAUUCAUUUGAAAUUCAGUCAAGUCAUGGCAAAUAUAUGAUCCCAUGGAGCACAUCGAUCACAAGAGACUGCAUCAGAAGAACAUUCUCUUUCAGCUCUGGGAUGCAGUGUCAUCUUUAUUGAAUUUCUCAGAUUUGAUGUGAUACAAAUAUUUACUGGUGAAGGUACCACAAAAGUGCUUUAUGCUUCUUCUGGGGAUGGAACUCUAUAAGAUAAACUUGAGUUUUAUAAUUUAUAUGAGAACUUAUAUGUAUAAAUGCUACUUUUCUUCAUCUUUAGAAUUUUUAAAGUAAAUGAAUAACUAUGAUUGUACCUUUAUUUUUUAAAAAAAAAAAAAAAAAAAGAAAAGCUGAGGAGCUACUUGCAAAUACAACUGGUACUGGCUACCAAGGUCCUUAAAUGUCUUAUUAUAACUAACUCUUCAUUCCCGUUCACUCUAAGUGUAAAUAAACUUUAUUUUCACAAGGAGCAGGAUUUAAUCCAAUGCUCAUGUAUGCUUUAGAAGAUUUGUGAACCAACGUCCUUCAUCUGCAGGCAAGAAGAAACUAUGACUUAACAUGGUCAUUUAUGAUAAAAUGCAAGCAUACAGUAUUCUUUUUUUGAAACAUAUAGUGUAAGUUGCUGUUUCUCUUUAGAAUGAGAUUCUAAUACAUAAAUUUAUUUUACAUUCCUUUCAUAAAGCUGCACUUGAUACAGAGUGUUAGAAGUUA